AUGAAUGACUGGGCGUACCCGCCAUCUAAUCCCAAUCCCAAUCCAUUAGUAUUUUUUAUUUCCAAGAAAAUGGGUGGGCUUGCGAGGACUUGCCUGGGGAACCCAUUUAGGCGAUACAAAACUGCCCGCCUCGAUGAUCUUUGCUCCCGCCGCACCGAGCCGGUUUAUCAACUCGACUUUGACUUGCUGUGGGAUCGCCGUGGGUUCGUUUUGAGGCCGUCUCGAGGACCUACUUCGACAAUGCGAACAAAUUUGUUUGUGGAUGCUGUUGCAUAUCUCCUCGAUAGUGCAUUCACGCUAGGAGCAGCCAACACCAUUCGUCGAGACAUGGUCGUAGACAUGUGCAUUCUUCGUCAUUAUUAUUGGCGCGGUCCCAAGUCUGGUGACUGGCAAGUUCCGGUAUACAUUAUGAUGUGCAAACAAGUAUAA
Messenger RNA from Rhizoctonia solani, 429 nucleotides. RefSeq names its product glycoside hydrolase family 16 protein. The coding region runs from base 1 to 429 and encodes 142 amino acids. Lineage: Eukaryota; Fungi; Basidiomycota; Agaricomycetes; Cantharellales; Ceratobasidiaceae. The record is from RefSeq and is a predicted model, not a curated record. The transcript has a single exon.